Messenger RNA from Sphaerodactylus townsendi, 605 nucleotides. It is a transcript of the gene SNRPF, whose product is annotated as small nuclear ribonucleoprotein polypeptide F. Gene Ontology annotation, biological process: mRNA splicing, via spliceosome; spliceosomal snRNP assembly. Gene Ontology annotation, cellular component: catalytic step 2 spliceosome; U1 snRNP. The coding region runs from base 155 to 415 and encodes 86 amino acids. NCBI's taxonomy places the organism in Eukaryota, Metazoa, Chordata, Lepidosauria, Squamata, Sphaerodactylidae. The transcript has 4 exons. Gene Ontology annotation, molecular function: RNA binding. The record is from RefSeq and is a predicted model, not a curated record.
UGAGGGUGAAAGGUCAGCAGGGAGUUGGCUACGCUCUAACGGAAGUUGAAUUUACAUCACUUCCUGGUCUUUCCUUUGGACGUCUGGCGGGCACACGUGCUGCCCGGCGGGUAAUUUUUGUUGCUGCGGCUACCUCCUGCUAGGUCGGGUUGCCAUGAGUUUGCCUCUGAAUCCGAAGCCCUUCCUCAACGGGCUGACUGGAAAGCCCGUGAUGGUGAAGUUGAAGUGGGGGAUGGAAUAUAAAGGCUAUCUUGUCUCUGUCGACGGUUACAUGAACAUGCAGCUUGCAAAUACAGAAGAAUAUAUUGAUGGUGCAUUAUCUGGACAUCUUGGUGAAGUUCUAAUAAGGUGUAAUAAUGUCCUUUAUAUAAGGGGUGUGGAGGAGGAGGAAGAAGAUGGAGAAAUGAGAGAAUAAACUCGUUUUUGGAAACAUUUUUAAAAGUGUUCCUAUCUCUUUUUUUUAAAAAAAAAUCCAAUAUUUGUCAUGUUUGAGUUCUGUAGUACAUUUGUAAAUGACCUUGCAUACUGUAGCUGGUUGAUAAGUUAAUUUUUGUUUGACAGAAAAUGUUGACUAUGAAAUAAAGAUUCCAUCUGACUUUUCAAAA